Suncus etruscus (white-toothed pygmy shrew) is the source of this 1072-nucleotide messenger RNA. RefSeq names its product troponin T2, cardiac type (gene TNNT2). NCBI's taxonomy places the organism in Eukaryota, Metazoa, Chordata, Mammalia, Eulipotyphla, Soricidae. Gene Ontology annotation, molecular function: troponin C binding; tropomyosin binding; troponin I binding. The record is from RefSeq and is a predicted model, not a curated record. Gene Ontology annotation, biological process: cardiac muscle contraction; regulation of muscle contraction; sarcomere organization. Bases 1 to 921 code for a protein of 306 amino acids. The transcript is spliced from 15 exons. Gene Ontology annotation, cellular component: troponin complex.
AUGUCGGACACGGAGGAGGUGGUGGAGGAGUAUGAGGAGCAGGAAGAAACUGCUGUGGGAGUCUCAGAAGAGGAGGACUGGCAGGAGGACGAAGACGAGCAGGAAGAUGUAACGGAAGAAGCUGAGGUUGAGGCCGAGGCUGAGGCUGAGGUUGAGGCCGAGGCUGAGGCUGAGGCUGAGGACACCAAUGUAGAAGAAGAUGGACAGGAGGAGGAAACCAAGGAAGCAGAAGAUGGCCCAGUGGAGGAGUCCAAGCCCAAGCCCAGGCCAUUCAUGCCCAACCUGGUGCCCCCCAAGAUCCCUGAUGGAGAGAGAGUAGACUUUGACGACAUUCACCGGAAGCGCAUGGAGAAGGACCUGAAUGAGCUGCAGACACUGAUCGAGGCCCACUUUGAGAACAGGAAGAAGGAGGAGGAGGAGCUCAUCUCUCUCAAAGACAGGAUCGAGAAGCGCCGCGCGGAGCGGGCAGAACAGCAGCGCAUCCGCAGUGAGCGGGAGAAGGAGCGGCAGGCCCGGCUGGCCGAAGAGCGGGCCCGGCGUGAGGAGGAGGAGAACAGGAAAAAGGCCGAGGAUGAGGCCCGGAAGAAGAAGGCCUUGUCCAACAUGAUGCAUUUCGGAGGUUAUAUCCAGAAGACAGAGCGGAAAAGCGGAAAGAGGCAAACGGAACGGGAAAAGAAAAAGAAGAUCCUGGCGGAGAGGAGGAAGGCUCUGGCCAUCGACCACUUGAAUGAAGAUCAGUUGAGGGAGAAGGCCAAGGAGCUCUGGCAGAGCAUCUACAACCUGGAGGCUGAGAAGUUCGACCUGCAGGAGAAGUUCAAGCAGCAGAAGUACGAGAUCAAUGUGCUCCGGAACAGGAUCAACGACAACCAGAAAGUCUCCAAGAGCCGCGGGAAGGCCAAGGUCACGGGGCGCUGGAAGUAGAGGCCAUCUUGUCCUCUUCUGCAGCCCUCAGCACUAGGGGCCUCCCAAGUUCCCCCCACCCCACCUGGACCCAACUCUGUGGAAACUGGGUACUCCAGGCCUGGCCCCUUGCCUGCUUCAUGCCAGUAAUAAAAGCUGUUUUUGGCCCCAA